This is a messenger RNA of Closterium sp. Naga37s-1, 699 nucleotides long. Lineage: Eukaryota; Viridiplantae; Streptophyta; Zygnematophyceae; Desmidiales; Closteriaceae. The record is from the annotation of a GenBank genome assembly.
AUGACGUCUGCCAUCACUCUCGUCGCGUCGAACGCAGCCGCUGCUAGCGCGUGCCUGCCGCCAGCGGCGCAGCUCUCCUGGGCGCUCUUCUGCGCCAUUCAGAAGUACGCUGCGCCCGCAAUGAACGCCGUUGCUUUGACAACCAUCGAGAAGAAGACUCCGCCGUCGUCUCCCGCGGCUGCCGAUGCGCCCAACAGCAUAUUCCACCCAGCGCCACUCACAUUCUCCCCGCUCCCAGCUCGCUCGAACUCGUCCGCCGUGGAGCUCGGUCGCGCGGUGCUCGCUACUGCGGGAAUUGCCCUCCUCCCCGGCGCGGAAUCGCCCCGCACUCUCCCCACCCUUGCGGGCUCGUUCAAGCAGUGCGCCAUGCGCCCUCCGCGCGUCGUCCUCCCGUCCUCCGCCCGCCCUCCUCUUCCACCGCCCACGCUGGCGGGGUUCGGGGGAGCUGCGUUGGAGCUUACCGGCGCCAUCACCAGCCCGCACGAGGACGGCAGCCCGCGUUUCCCAACCGCCGCCCUCUCCCCGCGGACGCUCGGGCCAGCCCGGCCUCCCGCCGUGUCGUUCCAGCCGUGGCCUUUUUCGCUUCGAGCUCGCGUCUCCCUUGAAGCAGUGCCACCUCCUCGGCUUCCUCCCUCUACCUCCCGAUCGCUAUUCUUCUCUCGUCCUCCUCGGGCCACAGUCGAGCCAGCCUGCAUAUAA